AUGUCCCACACACGUCUUGUUUUGUCCACUUUACAAUUUGAAGCAAAGCCAAACAGUGAAGUGACACCAUUGAAUACACAUUUAUGUUCCUUACAAGACACAACACUUUGUCUUCAAAACCUUUUAACUUUACAAGUGACUCAAAUAGAAGGUGUUAAGGGUUUCAUAUCUGUAGUGUUAAAUAGAAGUGAGGGUGUUGUUUACUAUACAAAGACAUCUAUUAUAUUCCACCAAUUCAAUGGAAUUGAUCAAACCAUUACCGAAUCAUUGUCUGAUGAAAAACUCAUCCUUCACCCUUCGAUCGACUCCUUCAUCAACUACGCAUUGCACUCCUCUUUAAAUUACAUCUUUGCGGUCUUAACAAUGGAUAAGAAAUUGCACCUCUUCAUCCCACGAAUGCCGUGUUUCUCUGUCACUUUAGACUUCCUCAAAAGUCUUCCCAAGACCUUUUCAUUCACCGCCGAUUUGGAGUACUUCGCGUUUUUGUAUGACACGUCCGUUGUUGUGUUCCAUAACGUCAAUUCAAAGCAAAUGACUUCAAUGAAAUUACAUGAAGUCAACGACUUCUUCCAAGUCGCUGCAGUGUUCCAGAACUCGUCGAUAACAUUCAACGUGGAACAUGUGAAUCACAUCUUCCUCUCGAAAACCUCAUUACUCUGUAUCUGCAAAGACUCGGUGGAAAUCUUUAAUAUAGAAAACACACAAGAGAAGCCACUUAUUAGUUCCAAUAUCAAGUCAGCAACUUAUUUGUAUUCAGGAAAUUGUGGGUCGAUGAUGGUUCUUGAAGAUAACAAAGUUGUGUGUUACAUCCACAAUUUGCAAGUCGAAAGUGUUUUGCGCGGAAUGGUGUCUUCCGGCUUUGAAUUUGGGUGGAACAAACUUGUUGAGAACAACGACGUGUUGAAGUAUGCAGAUCGAAAGAUGGUCGAAUUUGAAAAUGCGAUGCGCAAUUUACACGUCGACGAAGCUAAGCGACUUCUUCUUGAAAUGCGCGAGGAUCAAAUUCCAGAGAUCAUUCAAAUGGUAGAAAAAUAUUACGACUCGGGGGUUGAGAAGAAAAUGUAUUAUCGAGAUCUCUCGAUGAUUUCCGAGAUUGGGCUGCAAUGUGUUGUGAAAUACAUUCAUAACAAGAGCCCGGAAUUCAUUUCGAAAACUUCAGCGAUGCAAAGGAAGUAUGUUGAAGCCAUACUAUUGCAAGAGGAUAUGGUGAUGAAGCUCGAGAACGUCAAAAUGGUUCAACAAGAGAAUUUGAGGAAAUCGGGGAACUUUGGGAAGGUGAUUGAAAGAGGGUGGCUUGGUCUAGUCGAGUCAUUGAAGAAUGGGAACUUUGCGGAUAUAAUGAAGAAGUAUGGGAUGAGUCGUGAAGAAGUGAAAGAGUAUGGAAUGAAGUUUGUGUAUCAGCUUAUAUUAGCGAAUGAUGUUCGUGCGGCGAUCCAUCUUCUCAUUCGACUUGGAUAUAAAGAUGUUGUGAGUGUCUUGAAAGAAGUUUUUAAUAAAACGAAUUGUUGUGAUGUUCGCAAAGAGCUUAAAAAGAUGUUAGAAAUUGAUUUUGAAAUAACAGAAGAUAAGAAGAAGUACUUCUCGGCGUGUCGAGAAGAAAAGAAUGAAACAGUUUACUUCAUCUGUAUGAAAAACAAUGUGAGGGGAGAGGAGCCUAUCUAUGGGGAUAUGUCAUCAGACACAAUGCAGAAAUAUGGGAUUUCGUAUAACCAGAAAAUGGCAGAGAACAUUGCUUCGAUUGAUAAAGUCGAUAACAUCAAAGGAAAUAAACUCAGUCUUUCCAUUGACACUUUUACAUCAACAGAAGAUGUCGAACGGUGUAAAUUACUUCAAGAAGAAGGUGUUUCUGUGGAUGGUGUGAAUAGUUUGGAGUAUUUACUCAUUCAUGGAGACAAAGAAGGAAUCAUUAAUUACAUCGAACGGUGCCAAACGGUUAGUAACAAAGAAGCUGUGUAUUACAAUCGUUUUAAAUGUCCCAAAAGUGUCGAACAUUUGAUUAAAGUCUACUUCAUGAAUAACCCAACGGAAAAUAUAUUAAAAGAAGCAGAACAAAUGGGCCUUUCACAUGAAUUAACUCGACUUGAAAUCAUAGGAGGUGUCGAAUCGGAAAUCACUCCACGACUUCUCGAACUAGUCCAACUUGUUAUCUAUCUUCCUAUUUUCGAUUUAAUAAUGUCAAAACUGACAGUCGACCCUCCACAGAAUUGGAUGAAACAGAUGUUAAAAAUUGAUACGUGGGACGACGAACUGGAGAUCAAAGCCGUUGAGAGUAAAAUUCCAAUACAAAUGGAAGAAGUCGAGACGUGUGAAAUGAAGGAACUCUAUGAAGCUUUAAUGAAGACGACAUAUGCUCCAAUGAGUGAUAAGAUGCCAUUCCCAGUGAAAGAAAUACCACAAUACACACUUUCACCGUAUGACAUGUUAUCUGAUGGUCGUGUUAUAUCAAUGUUACAAUGGGACUACACAUUCACAACGGAAGAACUCAUGAGAAUGGACUCCAACAAAGAGAUGCUCGCUGCGUUUGUUAUGGAACUUAAAGGAAACACGUUCACACGUGUCAACUUGAUUCUUAAAGAUGUCUUAAGCGACGACCCGGACUUUGCUAUGGUGUCGUACGACUCUUUGGACGAAAGUGAAUAUAAGCACGAGGCUCUGUGUAGUCUGGAGAGAAAAGCUGUCCCAUUCAACUCGGCGUCUCAUUUGCGAAAUUUCUUAGGAAACAAAUGGGGAGAGGGGGUGUCACUCAGACAGCUUGACUUAAUUAGUGAGAGUGAGAAUUUGAUAGGACUCUUCGAAUUUGGCGACCAACACGGAUACUCUAUUGGACAAGUCGACAAGUCCAUUCGGGACAAUUGGCCGGAGACUCCAAUUAAGAGUCACAUCAUCUCAAUCGACAGUGAAAUAAAUGACAAGAAGAGUCUUGGAGUUGUUAUCGAAGGGUUUUCAAAUGAGACGGAGAGUGGCGUGAAUUACAUGAAUUGGGUAUUCAUAGACAAAAGCGACUCGGAACAAUCUCUUUUGAGAUAUUUAGAGAGCAUUAUUGCUGGGAAAACACUUAAAAGUGCUGGACAAUACACAAAUUUAGAGAGAAGCUCAAUUGAAGGCAAUUUACUUAAAGCAAUUGCAACUCUCCUUUCAGACAAUUUCUCGUGUGAGAAUGUCAUCCAAGGACUCUAUUUCUUCGAUCCAACUAAUCCACUCAUUCCAUUCAUGAAAAUAUUAAAAGGUGUUUCUGUCGCGUUGUUUGGACAAAUGAACGAUUUAAGACGAGAUUUUGAGAACGCGUUUAAGAGGACUUGGGGUAUUGGGUCCGACGAAUUUUUAGUUCAAGUGAUGUUAAGUUCUGUUGAACAAUUUUGUGAGUCAUUCAGCAAAUUGAGUGAUAGUGUGAUGCGACUCGUUAAAGAGCUUGAGCAGAUUGCGAACUUACCUGCAGUUGUGAAGAGAUGUCUCCAGAACAAAAAGGCGAUUAUAGAAGUCAUUGAAAAACACAAUUUAUCAAACAAACUGACGUGUUUGAGUAAGAAUGAGGAAGUGGUAAAUCUAUUAAUAGAGACCGGCUCAUAUGUCGAUGCACACGAUUUUGCUAUGAAAUUUGUACCGGACAAUAUGUUUCUUCCUGUCAUUGCUGAGAUAUCGAUGGAGCUUAAGAAGCGCAAUUGGAGUGAAGAUGAGAAGUGGGAAAAGAUCGACCAAAUUGUUCAAAAGCGUCAGAGUCGCCCGAUAGAUGCUGGCGAGUAUUACUACAAAGAAGCCGUCAAAUUACAUGAUAAAGAAGACUAUGAAACCAAUUACCAAACCAUUGCGAAUAGAGUACUCACUGUAUUACAAUUGAGCAAAGACUGGUUCACAAAAAUGGUAGAAAAGGACGCGAUGGAAGGACUUAAAAAAGUUGAGAAGAUGCGGCACAUCUACGAAGAGAGUAAGAUGCGGAAUAUAGCUGCUGUGUCUAUAGAGAAGCCAAAAGAGUCAUCUGUGUAUUAUUUGACGAACAGAGGGGAUUACACUCCAGCGAUGUUAAUGAAUGAAAAACUGAAUUGUCCUGAGAUGAGGGUUUUCAAACAAGUCUAUGAGUUUGUUGUGAAUGAAAACAAUUACUCGAUGACGUUGACGGAGGGUUUGGAACACUUAGAUGUCUUAGUCAAAGGGGCACUUAAAAUCGCGCGAGGCCUUGAAUUAAUGAAAAUGCGGUAUACUGUGAUCCAUAAGUAUUACGAAGAGAAGUUGACUAUUUUAGCCCUUCUUCGAGAUUCAUCUGCUUUUGCUUCAAAACGACUUGACGUGUUAUCGGCCAUAUGUGGUGUACAAACGCUCAAGAAGUAUUCAAUUAAAUUAACGCAUUGGCCUGUCAUCUUUGAAGAAGCCAAGAAAUUCAUAGAGUGGGAGGGCUUGACGGAUGAAGAGAUCGUACCACUCAUGUGUAAAAUAUAUAUAGAUGUUGCCGAAGAUGUGAAACCAAUUAGUAUCAAUGGGUAUCCAUCAAACAUCAUAAAAUCAUUCUUAGGACUUCUUAAAGACCCAACACGCAUAGUUGAACUUCUAUUGAGUCAUUGUGAAUUGUCGAACGAUUACUUUGUUGUGAUGGAGUGUUUUGCGUGCUGUUACUUUGCGGGUGAGAUGACGACGCACUCAGAAGUCGUCAAAACGACGAUUGAAACGAUAUACAAAGUGAUUGAUCAACUUCUUCUUCCACAAAACAUUUCGUCACUCCUUCGAUUUGCAGUGAAGACAAAGACUCUGCCCGAGUUUGUGAUUAAACAAGACGAAGAGUGUGUCAGUCUACCAAAGAUGUUACUUCAAAGAGUUUUUAAUAACAACAUUGACCAUCAACAAGUCAUCCCAUCCAUCGAAGAGAAGUCAUGUUUUGAGAAUUUGAUAUAUUAUAUAUCCGACUUGAAUGAAGUCCAAAAAACUCCCAACUUGGACUUCCAUUCAAAUUACGAAGAGGUUUUCUCUGAUUGUUACACUGUGCUUAACACAUCGAUGGAGGGGGGAAUGUUUUACUUUGAAAAGGCAAAGAAAGUAGUGACGGAGUUCAUCAAUGAAAUGACAAAUGUGACUAAGACGACACCUCCAAUAUAUAUGUGGUAUGCACAGUUCGUAGAGGCUUUAAAAGGGUUUGCACGAGCAAUUGGUUUCUUUAGAAACCAAGAGGAAUAUUACUGGGCAAAUCAAUGUGUCAAUUACAUCGGAAUUUUGUCGCUGCAGAUCUACUUCGACAACGUCCAAUUGAUCGGCUUGACUCAAGACAAAGCACAACACCAACUCGUGUAUUUCUCUUCUUUCGACGACGCUUACAUGUUCGCCACUUUCUAUAAUUUGUUCGAACCACUGAAAUGGUCAAAAGCACUGUACCAUCAAUGCAUCACAUCGAACAACUUAACUUAUUUGAACGCUUGGCUCAACGCCUUUACCUUAGAUAAACCCACUCUCACUGACAUUUUGGAACAACGUGAACGUGACGAGAAGAGCUCACCAAAACGUAAAGAUGUACAACAAUGGGACGUCUUUCUUUCAAAAAUUCGUUCAGUCAGCCCUUCUUUACUUUACUUCUGUCAGUCUCGUCCUCUGACCAAAACACUCACCUCAGAGCUCAAAAUCGCAAUUAAUGCUGCAUUUAAACGCUCAAAAAAGUAA
Entamoeba invadens IP1 is the source of this 5637-nucleotide messenger RNA. RefSeq lists its product as hypothetical. The record is from RefSeq and is a predicted model, not a curated record. Bases 1 to 5637 code for a protein of 1878 amino acids. The transcript has 2 exons. NCBI's taxonomy places the organism in Eukaryota, Evosea, Mastigamoebida, Endamoebidae. Gene Ontology annotation, cellular component: cytoplasm.